Sycon ciliatum is the source of this 2314-nucleotide messenger RNA. RefSeq lists its product as uncharacterized. The record is from RefSeq and is a predicted model, not a curated record. Bases 264 to 1721 code for a protein of 485 amino acids. The transcript is spliced from 5 exons. NCBI's taxonomy places the organism in Eukaryota, Metazoa, Porifera, Calcarea, Leucosolenida, Sycettidae.
GCGGCUUUCUUCGUCCAAGUUCCCGAGUCCGACCAGUACACCGCCACUCAGUUGCUGGGAAUCUAAUAAUAUCAUUAAUGUAAUGGCAAUCGGCGCCUACAACAUCCAUUUCUAUUCACCUUGUUGAAACGCGGUGGGUUGCUGUUUUCUUUCUCUCAGUCGCAGCGACAAUCGGACACUGUAGCCUCAACUAAUCGGUCUCUGAGCUGUGAACGACGCAACGACUGACUCCUCUACUCGCAGAUCUACUAGUGUAAGCGACCAUGUGGUCCCUGCUGCUAAGUUCGGUGAUCCUUGGUCUUGGACUCCAAGUCGGAGCCUGGAACUCGUGCCCGUCGCUGGGGCGUGAGAUGAGACUGUAUCCUUCCCGGAAGGGUUGGCUGGAAGCGGAACGUCAGUGCCAGAUGGAUGGUGGUCACUUGGCAACAAUACGAACGGAAGAAGAUCGGCUGUGUGCGGUGCAUGCCAUCGAACAGUCGAACCAGUGCUCCACGCACUCGUGUGGCAGGAUAUGGACCGGGUUGAACAGCCUGAACGACCAGGACAGCUGGCAUUGGGUAGGGGCGGACAACGCUGGGCAAGAGGCCACCCCAGGUCAGGGGAUCUGGGCGAAGGGCGAGCCGGACAACCCUGGCAGUCAGCAGUGUGCCAACUGGAAUCCUGAGUUCGGUGUGGGCGAUGAUUACUGCAGCAUUGCUGAAAUGUUCAUUUGCCAGCGAACGAAAACAAACAACGCAUUCAAAUGUCAGGGACAGCAAUGGACGUAUCAUCCAUUGGGCUUCGAUCAUGCAUAUGCCCAAGCCGUAUGCGCCCAAUGGCAAGGAACCCUCGCACCACUGGACAGAAACUGCCUGAGUGAUUUCUUCGACAGGUCUUUUAUGUCAAGCGCGUCUGAAAUGACGACAUGGAUAGGCUGCCUGUAUGACACACCAGGCGUUACGUUUGCCUGCACAGUGAUGGCACAACCGGACUAUUCAUUAAACGUCACGGAUGUUAAUGUUGCCACACAUCCAAAGCCGUUCAUCUGUGCGGGGCGGAUCGGAGAUAUUUCUACGUUACCAGGACGGACGCCUCCACCUGCAGUAUUUUCAGGUUUCUCCACGACACCAUCACGCUCAAAUGUAGGACCAGCAACAACAGUACGAUCGACCAUGACAUCUGACAGUAACGAACAGCCACAAUUGUCCGGAGGUGGAGUUGGCAAUGCGGGAAUCGUGGUGGCAUGCGGCUUCAUAGGUGCCACAAUCGCGUUCGUGGUAGUUGGAGUGAUUAUCUACUAUCGCAGGAAGCAGCGGAAGCGAGCCCUAGGACCCGUUCGGAAGAUGGAAGAUAAUGCAAUCUACGAGCGCGGCCCUGGGCCACUGCAGCGCCAGUCGUCGGUGAAGACGACCAAGAGAAACCAUCUCACUCUGACCCUGCAAGUUAGUAAAGAGAGGACGACGACCCAUACGGAGUUGAGCGGACCGGCGUCUGAGUACAUGAGUGUGCCGUAUGCCACCUCUCCGCUGUCGUGUGUUGUGGCGCAGCAGCGUGAUGACGACUCGCAGCCUUAUGGCGUUCGUAAAAUCGGCAUCCCGCCGCCUGGCAACGAGCGACCCAAGCUAGAUAUGCCACACGAGUACGCUGAACCUCUGUCAUGCAACCCAGCGUACAAGGCCCCAACAUUUGUACCUCAGAGUCAACUCAACGAGUACUCAUAUGAUGUUCCCAGUGAAGCAUAGGGGAAACAUUUAUUCACGUUGACGCCUGGAGUUUUAAAUAGAAGAUUUUACUUGAUUUCGGGAGGAAUGUUUGUUCUUAACUGGAUCGUAUUUGUUCAGAAAGCAUUGAAUAAAUCCCGCGCUUCCACUGAACCUAGCUGACGGAAUAUCAGGGAGCACUUCCUGCGGGUGUUUUAGGCUAGCCAAAUGAUAAUACAUGUUCAGCGAACCAUUGUCACUUAUUUUCACUGAUCUGCCUUGAUCUCAUCUUGAUCUCAUCUUGAUCACAAUCUGCUGCUACAUGUAUGUAAGUGAUACGCGCAUGUUAGCAAAAGGAUAUUCCUGUAAGUAAUCCCGUAGUCGGCAAUAAACAGACACAAGCAGUGUCAUUGAUUUGCCUCGCUAUUUUUUUUUCUUUUCUUGAGCGCAUUGAAGGGUCAUGCGUGUACUUUUGAAACUCUGUUCGCAUCAUGUGGAUGUGCCUACUACGUAAGGUCUCUUGAUGUUGUUGUUGUUCGUUGUUGAUGUUGUUGUUCUCUUCCAUUCUAUGUAGGCAUGUGCACUUUCAAAUAAAUAAAAAAGGUAUGAAUAAUGAAUCGACAAUGGAUCUUGAA